This is a messenger RNA of Andrographis paniculata, 2250 nucleotides long. RefSeq names its product histone-lysine N-methyltransferase, H3 lysine-9 specific SUVH5-like. The transcript is spliced from 2 exons. The record is from RefSeq and is a predicted model, not a curated record. Gene Ontology annotation, molecular function: zinc ion binding; protein binding; histone methyltransferase activity. The coding region runs from base 1 to 2250 and encodes 749 amino acids. NCBI's taxonomy places the organism in Eukaryota, Viridiplantae, Streptophyta, Magnoliopsida, Lamiales, Acanthaceae. Gene Ontology annotation, cellular component: nucleus.
AUGCCGAGAGGCGGAUGCUGCAAAUGCUGUUCAGAUACUGAUUUACCAUCAAGAUGUGUUCCAACACUUAAUGUGCAAAUUGACUCUGGAAACUCAGUUGCAACACAGAGGAGAUAUGAUGGCGACAAGCGAAAACUUAGAAAUGACAAGGAGAGUGACAUUGGCUCAGGAAGUGCUUCGUGGCUGUAUGAUUUGAACAACCUCUCAGCUCUCAUAGCUGAAGCUGGACCAUUUAUCGAUAGUCCUUGUACUAAACAUUCUGCACCAGAAGGGAUUACAAGUGAACAGUCUGAAAGCAGUCGAACAAUAUCAUCCAACUCUUUUCCGUACAGUUCUCUCGAUGGGGAAGCAAAGACAUCCGCAGAGACAACUCACCAAGACCAAAACUCGGCUGACUUUCUUAGAAGAAAGGCAGUUGAGGAAAGGCUAACCAGGGCCUGUGAAAACAAAAAGCUUCAGAGGUCAGUCAACAAGGAAAAAAAUGAUGAUGAUGAAGGUUCCACUUUAUCAUCAGAGGAAUGGAGCAUGUUGCAGCCGCGUACCAAACGCAAGUGUGGCGGGCAUGUCUUAGGAUCACAGGGUAGGUUCUCUGAAUCAUCUGAAGAUGAUUUGGAUGAAAAGCCCCGGAAAGCUGUUAAAGUGAAGUCGAGUGAAUGCUCUGUAUGGAAAAAAGGCCAGGAUGGAAAAGCAUCGGCCGAGUGCCCAACAGGUGAUUCUACUGCUGCUACAGACUAUUAUGAUAUUGAAAAGGACAUGGCCAUCAGUGGCCGUCGGCGCAAAUAUAGUGGAAGUCGUAAGACACUAAUCGAUUUGAAUCUUGUGCCAUAUGAUCAUCCUCAAUCUGUUAAUGUAAGGGCUAUUUUGAAGGCGUUCAAAGAGCAAUGUGGAAAGGUUACACAAAAGUUGAAGGAGUUAGGAGUAGCUAGAGUUAGUUUAAGUCAUCAUGAUGUAAUAAUUAAGCGUCUCAGGAGAACGAAUAUGUGGUCAUAUCCUGAAAAGCCUUUUGGCCAUGUAGCUGGUGUUCAGAUUGGUGACAAAUUCCGGUUUAGGGCAGAACUUACUGCUGUUGGAGUACAUGGCCCAUUGAAUUAUGGUAUAGACUAUGUGGAGGUUAAUGAGACGAAACUUGCAACCAGCGUCGUAAAUUCAGGGCGUUAUGAGAAUGUGGUUAAGUCACUUGAUGUCAUGAUAUACUCAGGGGAAGGAUGUUACCAACAAGGUCCUAAAAGGGCUGAAGAUCAAAAACUUGAAGGGGGGAAUCUUGCUUUAAUGAAUAGCAUGAAAUUGAAAUAUCCGGUUCGGGUAUGUUUCAAGAAAAGGCAUUCGAUUACAAAAAAUGAAGGGAGCUGUGUAUAUGUCUAUGAUGGUCUCUACAUGGUAAACAAAAUGAUGCAAGAAAGAGAUAAGCAUGGGAAAUUGGUGUUCAAAUUCGAGAUGCACCGGAUGCCAUGCCAACCAAGACCUUACCAAACCAAUGUUAAGCCGGUAAAACAAAUGAAGGGUAAGGGGCAACCGAAGGACAAGGAGGUAUGCAUUAUGAGUGACAUAUCUCAAGGAUUGGAGGAGAGACCCAUCCGUGUAAUUAAUGGAGUCGACAAUGAUAGGUAUCCAUCUUUCACUUACAUAACAAAAAUGUCAUAUCCAUCUUGGUUUCACAAAGUUGCUCCCGUUGGUUGCAAUUGCACAAAUGGUUGCUCGGACUCUGAGCAAUGCGCUUGCAUCUUAAAGAAUCGUGGCGAAAUUCCCUUCAACGAGAAGGGUGAGAUUCUUAGGGUGAAGCCUUUAGUUCAUGAAUGUGGCCCAUUGUGCAAAUGCCCGCCUUCUUGCAUGAAUAGGGUGAGCCAACGUGGGCCUCGCUAUCAAUUGGAGAUUUUCAAAACCGAGAGUAGAGGUUGGGGCGUAAGGUCGAGGCAUUAUAUAAGUUCGGGGAGUUUUAUUUGUGAAUAUGUUGGGGAGUUGCUCCGAGACAAGGAAGCGGAGCAAAGAAUCAACAAUGAUGAAUAUCUCUUUGAUCUUGGCGGUGAUGGUGAGGCACAUGAUUCCUUUUCUAUUGAUGCGUUGAAGUUUGGGAAUGUCAGCAGGUUUAUUAACCACAGCUGCUCCCCGAAUCUUUUGGUCCAAAAUGUUCUAUAUGAUCAUAAUGACAAAAAGGUUCCUCACAUAAUGUUUUUUGCAACAAAAAACAUCCCUCCUUCCCAAGAAUUGUUCUAUGACUACAACUAUAAGAUGGGACUGGGAAUGUUAAAAUGA